This is a messenger RNA of Ictalurus punctatus (channel catfish), 5180 nucleotides long. RefSeq names its product kinetochore scaffold 1 (gene knl1). Gene Ontology annotation, cellular component: nucleus. Gene Ontology annotation, biological process: protein localization to kinetochore; attachment of spindle microtubules to kinetochore; cell division. Lineage: Eukaryota; Metazoa; Chordata; Actinopteri; Siluriformes; Ictaluridae. The coding region runs from base 176 to 4993 and encodes 1605 amino acids. The transcript has 25 exons. The record is from RefSeq and is a predicted model, not a curated record.
AACACUGCGCAUGCGCCGGUGAUAGGCGGAAGGCGGUUCAGUUCAAACUUUAAGAGAAAGAAAUAUUCAAACGUUAACGGACGGAAGGAUAAGCGCAGAUAAUAGUUUCGCGAUUAUUUCGCGAGGCGGAAGAAUUUAUGUAUAUCUAGCUGCCUGCUGUUCUCCAGUUUCUUCAAUGGAGCAGAAAGAGACACAGAAAUUCGGGCAUGACCUUGAAGGAUUGUCUAAAAGAAGACUUUCAUCGAUUCUAAAAACUACGCGGCCAUCAAUGAAAGUGUUCGGAAAUGAUCAGGAUGAAAACCAGGAGGAAACUAGACCAAUCGAAAAACGACGAAGUUCACGAAGAGUCAGUUUUGCCACUACAAAUAAUAUUCAUGUCUUCCCAAAAGACAUUAAGGCUGAUCCUGCAUUGGCUCCCAUCCAUAACUUAACAGUUGGAGCCAAUGAUGGACGGAAUGAGAAGUUGCAGUGCUUUGAUACCAGUGAAAAACAUGAAACUAUGGGAUUGGACACCAUGCUAACCACACCCAUCCAUUUUGCACUAAACAAGGAGAAUUUCUUCCCUCAACCAAUUUUACCACUUGACUCUGUGGACAGAACUGUGUUACUUGGGGAGAACACUGGGUACAUGGACAUGACUCAGAGUCAAACAAUUGCAAUUGACAUGGAGGAUGAAUUUAAUCAAGAAUUUACCCUGAACAUGUCCAGUGUUUGUGAACCUCACAAGCUCAAUAGUCAGAAUGGUAUGCCCUGUAAAACCUUUGGCACUAUGGGAAAAAAUGCGAUGCAUUCGGAAUUCAAUGACUUUCUUGCUAGUUUAUCAAAGACAAGUGCCCAAAAUGUUUCUGCUCCAUUUUCAAAGAAAAACAAUGAUCAUUUCACUUUGGAAAAUACAAGCAAUGCAAAAAUUGACAAGGAGAAUGUUCUACCAACUUGUUUGCCCAAGCUUGCGAUUCUUGAGAGGGACCAUAUGGACAUGACCAAUAGUCGCACUGUUAUAAUUGAGGAAAGAGAGGCUUUUCAGCAUUUUCCUUAUUCUGUCGGUGGAAAUCCUAGAAGCACAAAUAGAGGGUCCUCUUCAAAUUAUUUAGAUGAGAUGGAGCUCACUCAUAGUCAGACUGCUACCAUCAAUGUUAAAGGCAUGGAAAAUGCAUAUCACAGCAUGCCCUAUGUGGAUCAAAAGAAAUGUAAAUUUGUCAGUGAUGACACCAGUGAAAUGAUUAUGACGCAAGUUUUGGAUGAAUAUGUUCAAGAUCAAGAGCAGUUAUCUGAACAAAAUAUAGCUGACCACUUUCAGAGUAAUGUCUCAUUUGCCCAAAUGGCUGAUUCUGAUGAUAUGGAAGUAACCAAAUCACAAACUGUUGUCCUAGAGACCAAAUUUGAGGGAGAACCUUUUUCCAACUCAAGUACAGUUUCAGCUUGUGUAUCUUCCAUUACUGGCAAUGCUGACAGAACAAUAAUGAAUACGACACAGUCAGGAAAUAUAACUCCAGGUGCCCUUGCAGCAAGCAAAACUGGAGAGUGCAAAAGAAACGUGACUCUGGCAACACAUACUGUGUUUCACAAUGAUCAGAGUGACUUUAUGGAAUUGACAUGUCAAGCCUCAACUGGUGUUUUGUCUUCUAUUCUAGAUGAAUCUGUAUUAAAAGGAUGCAGUAAUGUGGCCAUAGAUUCAAAACCUAUUUCAACAACAAAUGUAAUGAUGUCAAAACCACAGGCAUCCUUCAUGCAACUGCCAUCAGUCUCUCCAGAAGUGAACAGGGCUGAACAUUUUAAAAGUGAACUUCCACUGUCUCACAUGGCUGAUGAUAUGGAAAUGACACAAUGUCAUACAGUAGGUGAUGAUCUGGGAAAGACACACCAUACAGUAUGUGAUGAUAUGGAAAUGACACAAUGUCAGACAGUUGUCCUUGAGACCAAAAGCUGUGAUGACUACAAGCCAUCUGACAAAUCAAAGAAAAGGAUAUCGCUUGUGUCAACAUCUUUUAGAACUACAGGUAUGACCAACGAACACACUGGGCACAUGGAACUGAACAGAUAUCCAUUUUCUAAGAGAACAAAGACUGAGAACUGUGUGAUACCUACAGCACAGAAGUUUAUUCUCCAGGAUCUGUCUGACUGUAUGCAAAUACAGCAGGGCACUCCUUCUGACAUGUCUGUUGUACAUGAUGAUAUGGAACUGACAGGAUGCAAGACUUUGACUAUUGACACAAAAACCUCGGUAACAAGUCCUUCAAACAAGGCACAAAGCACACCAUGUGUGUUAUCUUCCAGUCCAACCAUAAACAAAGUGAAGAGGUCUGAAUCAAUCCAUGAUAAACUUGGAACAGUGCUUGCUUCACAUGCUGUAGACUGCAAAUCACCAAUUCCUGUAAUGGAUUUGGAUGCUGUAAAUCUUGUAGACAAAGAGGCAGUAUCAGAUGCAGCUGCCAUGGCCUUGGCCAGAGAUCAGACAGUUAACACAAAAACUGACCACAAAAACUAUAAACCUUCAUGUUUUAACAAUGUGAAUAAAAAUGUGUCCCUUAAUUCAACUGUCAAAAAUGUAGAAUCCUCUGAGGAAGACUGUAAUAUGGAAAUUACUAAAGCUUUUACAGUGCCCUUAGAAGAGCAGUGCUGUGUUGCAUUUAAUCAGGAAGAAAUGGCCAGAGAAACUGUGAAGACCGCACCUGUAACCACUGACCAAACUAUAUUUAAAGAAAUGGACCAUACAUUGCCAAUAAACAACAAAACCGCUUCCUCUGCCAAAAAAGAAGGUUAUGUAUCUGAGUCUGAUAGUGACACUUUGAAAAAAGAACAUUCGAGCUCUAUUGAAUCCCGACGAAGGAGUCUAGCCGAUCUACAAGUGAAACUUCAAAAUAUUUCACAAUAUAUUAGUGAGCCAGAUAGAUUGUUGGCUGGAAGUGUUACUGCACCUCUAGUUAGCUUCACAGUGGUGUCUCCAGUUGAAAAACAUUCUGAAAUAGACAGUUCCUUACAGCCUUCCAAGGAAACUCAGCUGCUUGAAAACAAAAUUAACUUGGCUCAUAAAGAGGGCACCACACCAUUCAAACUCAAGAAUUCUCUGAUGGCAAGACUGUCAGUUGGUGGUAUUAUGCCAAAAUUUCCUCCACGAGCAAGACCAGCAUGUCCAAACCAAACAGAGCCCAAAAGCACUAAUGGCCUUCAAGGUCUUCAACUGCAGACAUGUUUCAUUGCUGAAACAUGUCAAAACAUGAACAUACAAUAUGGCAGCGAUGAAACUGAUCUCCUUGAUGAAGUGCUUCCUGAAGAAGAUUUCUCAGGUAGUUUGGUCAGCUAUCUGAGCAAAAACAAAGAGCAAGAAGUCACUACUGGGGUUCAGUUGAAUGAGGAUGCUAUUGAAUAUGAUCACAUGGAGUCUGUCAUGAAUAUAAACCAAUCUGAGAAAAUGCCACCUGAAGAAAAUGAUGCAACCAUGAAAGACACCAGUGAAAAAUUGUGGGACAGUACCUCUGCAGCUCAGAAUGCCCCAACUCAUAUGGUAAAGAUAAUAGAUGACACCAACUCCAGCAGCAAUUCCACCAUGAUGAAAUGCGAAGGAGUCUCUGAAUUAACCCUAAGAAACUCACAGCUCGAUUCACAGUGGAUCACAAUGGAUCACGAAUUUGAUUUCUAUAAGAAACUUGAAGACGGAAGUGUUACAGUGAACGAGCUCCUAACACAAUUUGGUGCCAAAUUUGUAAUCCACCGAUCAAGACCCAGCGCUCUUCCUGACAAUUUUAGAGCUGCAGAAACUUACACAAUGGAGGACUUGCUUAGAGAAAAAUACAUACACCGUCCUAAGCAGAAAGUCUAUGAAGCAGAUUGCCAGAACCUCUCAGAGAUGGCUGAAGGAUUUAAAACACAGAUGGCAGAUCAAGAUAAACCACUGAGAAGUAUCAAUGGAACACUGCUGCAAGAUAUUUGUGCUUUCUCAAAAGAGCAGCUACAAAGAUUUGGUGCCAAGUUGAAGGAACGAAGAGUGCACUUCCGAAAACGAAGGAAGGCAAUUUCCCAUAAAAUUAAGGAAAACUUGUAUUCUGAGCUUUUAAAAACAACACAGGAUGCAAAACAAAGUCUGAUGGCUAAACUCACGGAGACAAGUGAGAUGUUAGAAGAACUAGAUGGAUGUAUAAAUGACUUGGAGUCUGAGUUGAAUGGGAUGAAUAACAUCGUCAUGGGAGACCAACAUUCCCUCCUCAGACUUGAACCUGUUUUGAAGGCAAAGCAAGAACAACUUGAUGCUCUUAAUUCAGAAGUUACUGAGAAAGAAAAACAAAUCUAUAAGCUUGAACUUCAAGCUCAAUCUUUGGAGGACACACGGGACAAAGUUCAAGAUGAAACGAAGGAACUGGAAUGCCGUACAACAAAUCUGAACAGUCUGAAUGAGUGGCGAUUCAAUCCUGGGGAUAAAAAUGGGAUUGUUUUUACCUUUCUUCAUGACACUGUGCAGCUGGUUGUGAAACACAAAAAGGCCACUGAAGAAUGCAUGCAAGAAGAUGUGGAUGUGGACAUAUCGUUCAAAUUUCUACUGAAUGCUAAAAGCUCACAGCCGAGUGCAGUCAUGGUCCACAAACUGCUCAUAGAAAACAUCGACUCUCAAGCUAAAUGGAUCCAGAAGUACUCAACAACUCAAAACAUACCAAUGUUGCUACAUAACGUCAGUGUGGUGGUGAGCCGACUUCGACUCUUGGGUGAAGAAAUCUAUAGGCUGAAGAAGUGGGGAGGUGUGAGACUUGGAAUCUUGCAUAUUACUUGUGUGGAUACAUUAGUUGAAGUCAUGUUCUCUAGCGUCAGGGCAUUUGUUAAGUUUGAGCUAAGCCUGGCUGUUACCCCGGAUUAUCCAUUCAGGCCUCUGCAACUGCAGAGGUUCCAAAAUCACAUUGGUGACACAAGGCUGGAGCAAGUCAAAGACAUCAUAUCCUCUGUAAGACCAGCCAAGAACUAUCUCACCACAGUCAUGAAGAGGAUUCAUUCUAAUCUGCUGGGUUAAGACCUGUUUUUUUUUUUUUUUUUUUUUUUUUUUUUUUUUUUUUUUUUUUAAAUGUUUAUUCCAUUCAUGCAUGUAAAAAAAAAAAAAAUGUUAAUGUAAAAAAACUUUACAUCUGAUUUAUAUAAUUUCUAACUUUUUUAUUGAAUAGUGAGCACAGAGUUAGGGUUUAAUAAAGGGUUAGACUUGA